CCGUAGAAGAGAACGAGACGGAGAAGAAGCCUGCACAAACGAAGCGUGUUUAGUCAACCUGGUGGCGUUGAACAACCAACUGUCGGCAGCGGAGGAGCUGCCAGCCGACCUCGAGGAACUCACGGUUUCGGUGCAGCGAACCUGCGGUGUCGUUGCUCGCUCGCGUACCAUUGUGUUCCAUGUUCGUUCGGAUCGCUUUUAACCGUUCCCUGCCACUCGAUACGUGAUUAGUGCGUAAACCGUUCUCAUUUUUUUCUUUUCUGAAAAAACACGGUUUUACCUGGCGACGCGAUGGUCAGCAAGAACCCGAAGACGGUCACGCCAGAGGCGGACCCCUAUCUCAAGCCGCCCAGCAUGUCAACGAGCCAGUCUCUUAAGACCUUCAUUUACAAUCCUGAAACUGGCGCCUUUAUGGGUAGAACAGCGAGCAGUUGGGGUAAAAUAGGACUGUUCUAUUUGGUAUUCUACGGGGUGUUGGCUGGGCUGGUUGCAAUUUGCUUCUGGGGCUUCUUCCAAACGUUAGAUCCAAGGAUACCGAGGUGGCAGUUGGAGCGUUCAAUAAUUGGAACAAAUCCUGGUUUAGGAUUCAGGCCCAAUCCUCCAAUGGAGAACGUGGAGAGCACAUUAAUAUGGUACAGAGGAACAGAUAGUGAAAAUUAUAAGUAUUGGGUUGAUUCGCUGCAACAAUUUCUUAAAGAUUACAUAACACCAGGCUCGGUUCCUGGUCUUGGUGCAAACAUUAAUAAAUGCGAUUAUAAUCAACCUCCACCACCUGGUAAGGUUUGCGAUGUCGAUGUUAAAAACUGGAAUCCCUGUACUAAAGAAAACAAUUAUAACUAUCACAAAUCUGCUCCAUGUAUUUUCCUCAAGCUUAACAAGAUAUAUGGUUGGAGACCAGAAUUUUAUAACGAUACAGAGUCGUUGCCAAAGAAAAUGCCUCACGAUCUCCAGGAUCAUAUUCGUUCCAUAAAAGCAAAUAAUCCUUUACACCUUAAUACUGUCUGGGUAUCCUGCGAAGGUGAGAAUCCUGCAGAUCAAGAAAAUAUAGGACCAAUUAGUUACAUACCUCGAAGAGGUUUCCCUGGUUAUUUCUACCCAUUUGAGAAUUCUGAGGGAUACCUUAGCCCCUUGGUGGCUGUCCAUUUUGUUCGUCCGCGCACUGGAAUUUUAAUAAACGUAGAGUGCAAAGCAUGGGCGAAAAACAUAAAACACAGCCGCCACGAAAAAAUAGGUGCAGUUCAUUUGGAGUUGAUGAUAGAUUAACAGCGCUGCCUACCAGGCCUUUCAACUUGUUAGUGUACAGAAGCUAAAUGCAAAUCUCAUAUUUUCUGACUCUUCGAAAUAUGCGAAUGCUUUUCAAUCAAAUAAAGAAGUCGUCAGAAAUCGAUGACCGCUGCCAACGCCGAUGAAAUUUUUUUCAAGUACAAAACUAAAAGAGUUUCUUAAGUUUGUAACAGUGGAAAUUCUUUUUGUGGAAGUUUCCCAUGCACCAACAAAAUGUUAAAUUUUACACUAGUUUUAUGCAGUGUUCAGACUUUUAUUCGAUUGCAAUGGGCAAAUGAAUUUUAGAAAUGAAUCUCGUUAUCAAAGUAAUUUAUAACUGAUCAAAUAUAACGAGGACUCUAUAUAUCAUGUAAAAUGUGUGACAAAAAUAUGUUUAUUGUGCAUUAAUAUGAACGUAUUUAAUGGUAAAUAUAAUUAGUUGUAUCUAACGAUACUGUUUCCACUGUAAAUUUUAAUAAUGAAAAUAGACAUACUUGUCACUCAGUCCAGUUGAACAUAAUUAAUGAUAUAUAUAUACAUAUAUAUAAAAUAUUUUAUUUAGUUAUUCCUGAUUUUAAUUAUAGUACUGAAUUAAUUUAAUUUUUAAAUUCUUCAGUUUAAGUACAACUUACAUAUUUUAACAUUCUUUUUGAAAAUUAGAAAUAAUGGAGUUAGUAAAUGAUAUUUGAAUCAGUUAAACUUAUUGUUACCAUUUUUCAAAUGCCCAUCACGAAUAGAUCUCUUAAAUGUGGCAAAGAUAAUAUAUAAAUGAUGUAUGGAAAUGUAUUGUAUGUGUACACAUAUAUUUUUAUAGAUACGAUUUUUUUCUUUCAAAUCACUAAUUGUUGUCAUCUACAUCUACUACAUUCAGUUGUGAAAAAUUAAAUGUAUGUUUAAAACAUUCUCGGAAAGGUUUAUCUUUUAUAUUUAUUGUAUCAAUUGUUAUUAUUUAAUGAAUUACUUUUGGAUGUGUAUCAUAACGAUAAAACUCACUUUCAGUGUCAUGGAAUUACAAACAAUGUAUAACAAACUUUUCUUCCGUUAUUACGAUUAGUUUAAUUCAUCAAUGCAUUUAUCCUACAGUGCCUUCAAAAAAUACAAUAAAGUACUGUUAUAGUGGAAAAUUUAAUAAUAGAAGGUUAUUGAUGUAUGAAUGUGAAUAGUAACAAUAUCUCAGGAUAUCAUAUAAAAUAUUAUGAUUUAAUAAAGAAAACUGACUGCCUUACACUAUUCCCCAAAGUUGAUAUUAUUUUUAUAAUCACUUUAGAUAUUCUGUUUAUAGUAAAACAUUUGAAUUUAAGAUAGUGAAUAUUUGAAAUAUAUCGCUUUGAUAUGUGUAUUCAAAAAAUUACUAUAUCGAUCAAAUGUUUCCACCAAAAAAAAUUUACUCUUAAAUAUUGAAUUGCACUCAAAUUGUUAAAGUUAAUAUUGCUAAUAACAUAUCCUCUCUUAAUAUCUAAAAUAUCUUAAUAUUAAGUAAUAUUUUCUUAACAUUUACGUUAAAGAAGAAUUAUUGGGUACAUGUAAAAGUUUUUGUCAAUUUAUGGUAAUUGAAUUUUAAAACUCCUGGUAUAUACUAAUUUUA
Molecule: messenger RNA, 2848 nt
Organism: Nomia melanderi (Alkali bee)
Lineage: Eukaryota; Metazoa; Arthropoda; Insecta; Hymenoptera; Halictidae
Product: sodium/potassium-transporting ATPase subunit beta-2
Biological process (GO): sodium ion export across plasma membrane; intracellular sodium ion homeostasis; intracellular potassium ion homeostasis
Cellular component (GO): sodium:potassium-exchanging ATPase complex
Molecular function (GO): ATPase activator activity
Source: RefSeq, a predicted model, not a curated record